Molecule: messenger RNA, 320 nt
Organism: Suillus bovinus
Lineage: Eukaryota; Fungi; Basidiomycota; Agaricomycetes; Boletales; Suillaceae
Exons: 2
Source: RefSeq, a predicted model, not a curated record
GGAAAAGGUUUACAAGAGCGUGCAAACAUAAACAGUUCCAGCUGCGCCAAGCUCCCCGAUGAUUACUCGCUGGAAGCAGCUGCAACAAUUCCCGACAACUUCGUAACUACAUUUUACUCGUUGUCUAAUUGUUUGAAACUUGCUCUGCCAACGUUCCCCGCCUUUGUACUGCCUCCUCAUGAAGAGACUCCGAUCCUCAUUUAUGGUGCGGGAGCUACCUCGGGGGUCCAUACGCUGUUCAGCUGUUGGCCCUUGCUGGGUACAAGCGAGUCAUUGCAACCGCGUCCCCUCGCCACCAUUCUUACCUCAAGUCUCUUGGC